AUGGAUUCAUUUAACGCCAGCGGAAUGGACGCGUUCACGGUGGUCCAUCUGAAUUCCUCCUGGAGUCUGGACAGUGGAUAUUCUUUAGCAGCCAUAGCCAGCAUUGCUGCUCUUGUGAGUUUUCUCAUUCUCUUUACGGUUGUUGGGAAUAUUCUGGUGGUUAUUGCGGUGUUGACGAGCAGGGCGCUGAAAGCCCCACAGAACCUUUUUCUGGUGUCUCUGGCCACCGCGGACAUUCUGGUCGCCACUUUGGUGAUGCCGUUUUCUCUGGCGAAUGAACUAAUGGGCUACUGGUAUUUUGGAAAAGUGUGGUGCGGUAUUUAUCUGGCUUUGGAUGUUUUGUUCUGCACUUCGUCUAUAGUUCAUCUGUGCGCAAUAAGCCUGGACCGCUACUGGUCCGUUACGCAGGCUGUAGAGUACAACCUGAAGCGGACUCCCAAACGCGUCAAGUGCAUCAUCGUAAUUGUUUGGCUUAUAUCUGCUUUCAUCUCGUCUCCUCCGCUCAUAUCUAUAGAUCGCAACAAUGAUAUCAGCUCUCAGCCUCAGUGCGAGCUGAAUGAUGACACUUGGUACAUCCUCUCCUCCAGCAUCGCGUCCUUCUUCGCUCCGUGUUUAAUUAUGGUGCUGGUGUAUAUCAGAAUAUACCAGGUGGCCAAAACCAGAACCAGAACCAUGUCGGGAAAAAAUUCCAGGCCAGAUGGUGUUGAACAUACCGAGAAUGGACUGAGCAAAGCCACCUCCCCUUUCCAUGGCGAGAGAGAGAAUGGUCACUGUCAGUGCCCGCCUACGCCCAGCCAACGCACCGUCACCAUCGGGCAACAGACUGAGGAUGCUGACAUGGAGGAGAGCUCCUCCUCAGAGGGCAAGGGUCACAAAUCCCAGCAGGAGGACCACCAAAAAGCCAAGAAGGCCAGACAAAAGAAAAUCUCCCUCUCCAAAAAGUCCACUCGCAUCUCCAGGGUCAGUAACAAAUCCAAGGAGCUCUUUGCCUCCAGGAGGAGACGUCGCCGGGGCUCCUUGGCCAGGAAAAAGGUCUCUCAAGCCAGGGAAAAGAGGUUUACAUUUGUCCUGGCUGUGGUCAUGGGGGUGUUUGUUUUGUGCUGGUUCCCCUUUUUCUUCAGCUACAGCCUGUACGGUGUGUGCAGGGACUCCUGUAAAAUCCCAGACCCGCUCUUUAAAUUCUUCUUCUGGAUUGGCUACUGUAACAGCUCCCUCAACCCUGCCAUCUACACCAUCUUCAACCGGGACUUCAGGCAUGCUUUCCAGAAGAUCCUCUGCAAGUCUUGGAAAAAGUCCUUUUAG
Messenger RNA from Perca flavescens (yellow perch), 1302 nucleotides. Its product is annotated as alpha-2 adrenergic receptor. Gene Ontology annotation, cellular component: plasma membrane. The transcript has a single exon. Bases 1 to 1302 code for a protein of 433 amino acids. The record is from RefSeq and is a predicted model, not a curated record. Gene Ontology annotation, biological process: platelet activation; G protein-coupled receptor signaling pathway; regulation of vasoconstriction. NCBI's taxonomy places the organism in Eukaryota, Metazoa, Chordata, Actinopteri, Perciformes, Percidae. Gene Ontology annotation, molecular function: epinephrine binding; alpha2-adrenergic receptor activity.